Pygocentrus nattereri (red-bellied piranha) is the source of this 1784-nucleotide messenger RNA. RefSeq lists its product as uncharacterized. The record is from RefSeq and is a predicted model, not a curated record. NCBI's taxonomy places the organism in Eukaryota, Metazoa, Chordata, Actinopteri, Characiformes, Serrasalmidae. Bases 36 to 1067 code for a protein of 343 amino acids. Gene Ontology annotation, molecular function: protein binding. The transcript has 14 exons.
CAGCGCGGAGGAGACGGCGCGUUUAUCACGGCGCCAUGAACGCCUUCAUGUUCGACUUCCUCUGGCACGGAAAGUUCUGGACUAUUGAUGCUGCAAGGGACGAUGGCAGUCUUGGAAGACUGGUUAAUGAUGACCACAUUAACCCCAACUGUAAAAUGAAGAGACUCAUCGUGGAGGGAAGGCCACAUUUGUGCCUGUUUGCUUUAAGAGACAUCACACCUGGAGAGGAGAUUACGUAUAAUUAUGGAGAUGGUGAUUGUCCGUGGAGGAGUGAAGUGAUAAAAAGUGGAAUGGAAGCGGACAACAAUCAUCUGGAGUCAGAAGGUGCCUCUGGAGAUGAUCAGCACUGCAUCAAGCCUUCGCAGCACAAAUCUGCUUUUGGCGUCCAGAUGAAAAAAAAUGCCGGCAGUAAUCGUCUGGAGUCAGAGGUUGCCUCUGAAGACGAUCAGCAUCGCACUCAGCAUUCACAGCUUGAGUCUACUUUCUGUAGCGAGAUGACAAAAAAUGGAAUGGAAAAAGACAGUAAUCGUCUGGAGUCAGAGGUUGCAUCUAGAGACGAUCAGCAUUGCACUCAGCAUUCACAGCUUGAGUCUACUUUCCUCAACCAGAUGACAAAAAAUGGAAUGGAAAAAGACAGUAAUCGUCUGGAGUCAGAGGUUGCCUCUGGAGACGAUCAGCACUGCACUCAGCAUUCACAGCUUGAGUCUACUUUCCUCAACCAGAUGACAAAAAAUGGAAUGGAAAAAGACAGUAAUCGUCUGGAGUCAGAGGUUGCCUCUGGAGACGAUCAGCACUGCACUCAGCAUUCACAGCUUGAGUCUACUUUCCUCAACCAGAUGACAAAAAAUGGAAUGGAAAAAGACAGUAAUCAUCUGGAGUCAGAGGUUGCAUCUAGAGACGAUCAGCAUUGCACUCAGCAUUCACAGCUUGAGUCUACUUUCCUCAACCAGAUGACAAAAAAUGGAAUGGAAAAGACAGUAAUCGUCUGGAGUCAGAGGUUGCAUCUAGAGACGAUCAGCAUUGCACACAGCAUUCACAGCUUGAGUCUACUUUCCCCAACCAGAUGACAAAAAAUGGAAUGGAAAAAGACAGUAAUCAUCUGGAGUCAGAGGUUGCAUCUAGAGACGAUCAGCAUUGCACUCAGCAUUCACAGCUUGAGUCUACUUUCCUCAACCAGAUGACAAAAAAUGGAAUGGAAAAGACAGUAAUCGUCUGGAGUCAGAGGUUGCAUCUAGAGACGAUCAGCAUUGCACACAGCAUUCACAGCUUGAGUCUACUUUCCCCAACCAGGUGACAACAAUUGUAAUGCAAGAACAUAGUCAUCAUCUGGAAUCUGAUCUUACUUGUGGAGAUGCUCAGCAGCAGAGGUCUGCAUUCUUAGUUCAGAUCCUGGAGCAGAACCGGACUUACACAGCAAGCUCAGGAGACCUUGGCUGAGCAAGUCAUAGAACCAACCAGUACCACAUCAGUUCCCAAAGGUGUAAAGAUGGUUAAGAGAAAGAAAUGGGAGACCAGUGAAGUGAAAGCAGUUGAAAAACAUCUGAACAGGUUCAUUAAAACUUGCACAGUGCCAAGAAAAAAGAUUGAGUCCUGUAUAAAAGUUGACCCUGCUGCAUUCAAAGACCGACAUUGGUUAACGGUAAAGUUCUUUGUAAAGAACAGAAUCACUGCAUUUUAAAGGAAAAUGUAAACCAGAGCAAAUGUCAUUUGCAGUCUUUGUUUUUUUCUGUUCAUUGAUAAAGUGCUAAAAAAAGUUUUAUUUCAUUUUUCAGUUUAUUUUGUCA